UCCUGCUGUAGAUUGAAGCAGGCGAUUCAUACUGUCUUAUCCAGGACAGGAUUUUGUGUUAGCACAGAUUGAUUUUACUGCCAAGGUAUUCCCUGUGCUCUGAGAUAACUAAGGUUAAUCAAUGUUGGAAGUUUUAGAAUAAUCUCCACCGUGGGCUGUCCUCUUGUGUACCAGCACGUGGAUCGAAAGAAGUAGGCAAGCAAGCAGGCAGAGUGGAACAGCUUACAAGGAAACGCAGCCAUAUGAUGUCGGAGAAGUAUAUUACAGUACUCUUUUUGGUUCUGGGCUCUGGCUUGGGCUCAGGGUCCUGUGGGAAGGUGCUGGUCUGGCCAGCUGACAACAGUCACUGGCUCAAUGUAAAGUCCAUUUUAGAAGAGCUCGCAGACAGGGGCCAUGAGGUGACCGUGCUGUUGUCUUCAUCCUUUCUGGGCACAGAUCCCACCAGAUCUUCUCCUUUCAAUUUUGAGGUGAUCCCUGUGCCAUUCACAAAGGAGGAUAUGGCAUCCCUGAUGGAAGACUUUCUCCAGAUGUGGGUUUAUGAACUGCCCAACUUUUCAUACUGGGAGACCACUUCCAGGAUGUGUAACUUAAUAUCACGGUUGGUGUCUAUAAACAAAGCAACUUGUGAUUCGGUGGUGUGGAAUGAGGAGCUGAUGAAGAUGCUGAGAGAGGCUGCCUUUGACAUUCUCCUUGCAGAUCCAUUAGUGCUGGGUGGGGAGCUAGUGGCAGAGAAGCUUGGAGUCCCAUUUGUCUAUACUUUCCGGUUCUCUAUUGGGAACACAGUGGAGCGGCUGUGUGGGGGGCUUCCAGCCCCUCCGUCGUACGUGCCUGCCAGCAUGGGGGGACAGACGGACAGGAUGUCCUUCAUGGAGAGGAUGAAAAACAUGCUCUUUUAUGCUCUUCAGGAUGUUCUGUUUCACCAGUUUUUUUGGAGAGAAUGGAGUCAGUACUACAGCGAUGUGCUGGUCUGGCCCACCGAUGCCAGUCACUGGCUCAACGUAAAACUGGUGCUGGAGGAACUCUCCCUUCGGGGCCACGAUGUGACUGUGCUGGUGCCUUCAGCAAAUUUACUCAUCGAUUACAAUGAGUCCUCUUCCCCAUUUGACUUUGAGGUCCUGCCAGUGCCCUAUACCAGGGAGACCAUAGUGGCCCUGAUGGAGGACUUCCUGCACCUGUGGCUGUACGAGCUUCCCCAUCUGUCCUACUGGGAGGGCCUGAGGAAAAUGGUGGAAAGCAUGGCAGUCUUUAUCAAGAUAUUCAAGCAGACCUGUGACAGUGUCGUACGGAACCCCAGGCUGAUAGCAAAGCUCCGGCAAGCAGGGUUUGAUGUGCUAAUCUCAGACCCUCUUUCUCCGGGCGGUGAGCUGGUAGCAGAGUUGCUUGAAAUCCCUUUUGUCUAUACUUUCCGGUUCUCUGAAGGGAACACAAUGGAGCGGCUGUGUGGGGGGCUUCCAGCCCCUCCUUCGUACGUACCUGCCAGCACGGGGGGACUGACGGACAGGAUGUCCUUCACAGAGAAGAUAACAAACUUGCUGCUUUAUAUUUACCAUGAUGUGUUUUUCCUGCAUUUCUUGGUGGAUGAGUGGAAUCAGUAUUACAGUGAUGUCUUAGGAAGGCCCACGACGCUGUGUGAAACGAUGGGCAAAGCAGAGAUGUGGCUGAUCCGCACGUACUGGGACUUUGAAUUCCCUCGCCCUUUCCUGCCUAACUUUGAGUUUGUCGGGGGACUCCACUGCAAGCCUGCAAAGCCUUUACCUGAGGAAAUGGAAGAGUUUGUCCAGAGUUCAGGGGAACAUGGUAUCGUGGUGUUUUCUCUUGGCUCGAUGGUUUACAACUUAACUGAGGAGAAAAGUAACAUGGUUGCCUUGGCCCUCAGCCAGAUUCCACAAAAGGUCCUUUGGAGGUACAAAGGGAAGAAACCAGAAACGUUAGGACCCAACACUAGGAUUUAUGACUGGAUACCCCAGAAUGACCUGCUUGGCCACCCCAAGACCAAAGCCUUUAUUACUCACGGUGGAACCAACGGGAUCUAUGAAGCGAUCUACCAUGGGAUUCCCAUGGUUGGGAUUCCCAUGUUCGCUGACCAGCCAGAUAACAUUGCUCACAUGAAGGCGAAAGGAAUGGCAGUCGAGCUGGAUUUUAACACAAUGCAAACCCAGGAUUUAAUCAAUGCAUUGAAUAUGGUCAUUAACAACUCCAGCUAUAAAGAAAAUGCAGUGAGGUUAUCCGAGAUUCACCACGACCAGCCCAUAAAGCCCCUGGACCGAGCUGUCUUCUGGAUCGAAUUUGUCAUGCGCCACAAAGGGGCAAAGCACUUGAGACCAGCAGCUCACGAGCUCACCUGGUACCAGUAUCACUGCCUGGAUGUCCUGGCGUUCUUGCUCGUCUGUGCAGUAGCUGCUGUUUUCAUUGCUGUCAGGUGCUGCUUGUUUUGCUGUAAGAAAUGCGGUAGGAUUGUAAAGAAAAAGAAAACGGAGUAGAUUUGCUGUUCCCAUUGGCCACGCUUGUCUCUGGUUAGGCCGUGGUUCGGCCGUGGUUCAGCCAGGUACUUCAACUUGUUCGUGGUCCUGUUGAUCUAGGCAUAUGCUGAAAAUGAGGCGCAUGCUGCAAUACCCAUGCGUAAUCAGGGCCAUGUUCUGGUGAAGUAGUAUCAGGAAAGCUGCACACUUAGCGAAUGUGAUGUUGACAGUAACUUCCUUUUGGCUUGAAUAAGAAUGAAUCAUUAGCUUGAUCCACCAAUCGGACUCCUUCGGUGAUUACACAGGGCUUGUCAUAUGCUAACUGGGGCAAUGAUGUUCAGAAUGUAACUUUCCAGAGACUUUAUUUUAAAAGGACAAAGCCCAUAUAUUUUAGGUCCUUUGCUGUGUCUUCCACCUGCGGGUAUUAAAGUUGAUUUGCCCACCCUGCGAUCUGUGAGUGUGUCCCCUCACUAGAUCACCCAGAACCAAAAUGUCUGUGUGUCUGUUGUAUGGCUCCUGGAAGAGCAGACACUGACUAGUUCGAAGUCCAGAUAAGCGGUCAGAUGCUCCUAGAAGAUGCCCACCCGAAAGGCCAAGACUUCUGAAAAUAGCCAUCUGCCUGUAAGUUCCUAUGUCCAUAUUUAAGUGUCUUAAUAGAUGACCUGAUUUUCAAAUGUUCUGGGUAUGCAGCAGCUCCUUCUGACUUCAGUUGGAGAUGCUGAGUGCUCAACAUGUUUGAAAAUCAGGUUUUUUUAGCAACCAUGGUGAGGAUCAAGGAAUUGGAUUUUCAAAGGCAUCUAUGGUAGUUAAGGGUGCCACUCCCAUUGAAUUUCACAACUCUCUUGGCCUCCUUUCAAAAUCUCAGCCAAAGAGAGGAACUUCACGUCCCGUGUCUGAAAGCCUGAUCCGGUGUAUAAAAUGGGACUCGUUUGUGUAGUGAUAUGGAGGCUCCAAUCAGAUCCCUUCUGCAUUGGCUCUUGUGAAAAAUCUCUCCAAAGUUUAAUGAGACUUUACCCUGAGUUAAAUUUCUGUGGGUGAAGACACAAUUUGAUGGCUGAGAAUUAUAGCGCUGGGAAUUCAGUAGGCACGUGUUAGAGUGUGGGCCCAAGAAAGGAGGUGGCUGUUCGAACAGCAGCCUUCCCAGACAUGCAAUUGAAGGGCAGUAACUAUCACAAUCGCUACAGCGUAGAACUCCCAAUGGUCAAACCAGUACACAAGGGGAUCCAGGAAAUGGCAGAAUAACUCAAGGGGUUUUAUGUGCAUCUAGGUCUGCCCCCUUUGCUCCAUAGUCCAGUGCUCAGCCUCCAGCGCCGGCCCACUGCAACCCAGAAAGCUGAGGAAACAGCUGCUCUGCCCAACCAAGGUGGGGCGACAGACUGGUGCAGGGAAGGCAUUCCACUGUGUCCCAUCCCCUCCAUACACACAUACGGGCCUCCCUGUGCUGCAGGACUCUCUUCCCAAUGGUCCCCCUUCUGUGGGCCGUGGAAAGUUAGCCUUAGGGUACAUGGUCUCUGUUCAUCUUGCUCGCUGGCCUCCACAGCAGAACCAGCGACUUGCACAUCCUGACAGCUGCCAAAGCUCCCUGAAGACUUGUCUUAACUUCAGUGGGCUUUGGCUCAGGCCUUUACUGGCUUAGCUCAUCGUGCCGUCAGUAAUUCCCAAGCGUCUGCUGCCGUACACAGGAGUGGGUCACCUGUGCUACAGCAUUCCAGAGCUGCUGGAGAGGAGACCUGCUGAAUAAUGGACCUUGUGGCUUCACUGGUCUGUAAGAGGUUGUCUUAAAAUGCUCCUGGAACCACCAAGUGCAACUGCUAAUUUCCCUCAGUAACGGGCAAACCUAUUAUCUGCAUAGUGGGCCAACUCCUCAGCAGCUGUAAAUCCAUAUCAAUUAUUCUGUUGAGCGCCAUGAAGAUUUUAGAACAGCUGAGGAUCACUUAUGCAGCAACAGUAUUGCAUGGUUGCUACAAUAAGCAAGCCACCAGCUCAUGUCGAAGAGUGCCUUUAAACUUGCCUUUGUCAGAGUUGGGUUGCAUUUGUAAAUACGAUCCAGCGCUUAAUGGAAGGCAACUUAUAUUUGCCUGCAGACAAAGCAGCUCGAGAAAACAGCAAGGUUCUUCAUUUACUGAAUAUUUUUUCUUGCCCCAAACAGUUUUAUUAGCGCUAAUUUUUGGAGCUGGUUGUGACAAAUCUUAAGCCUUAAGCUAAAGCUUUGAUGCUAAACUGAAAACGGGACACCUUGAUGUUGAUUUAGGAGAAUCUAGCCUCUGGGGCCUAUCAUAGCAGAUAUACGGAGUAUAAGACACACUAAUGUGAAUAGUCAUGUUUCUGAGCUUGCUUAUACUGCGUAUACAGAAAAAUACCCAAAUUGGUAGUCAGCUACAGCCACCAGUUAUGUGAUUUAUCAUUGAGAUUCCCCUUGUUGCUGUAAAUCACUGGAAACUUGAAUCCAAAUUGGAAACACUGGGUGAGCUCCUCAGCUGGUGUAACCUGCCCUCUUGUAAUCACUUGAGUGGAGCUAGGCCAGUGCACCCCAGAGAAUUAGGUCAAUUAGCUAUUACAAAAUGUCUACAGAAAUCUACAGGUUGCCUAGGUCUGUGCUGGAACUCCGUACACAUCUGUGCCCCCGAUCCUGCAGCGAAACGCAUGCAGGCUGAAUGCAGUCAGCAGGAGCUGCAUGUGCCCAUACAGGCAGUUGGCAAGAUCACAGCCUUGAUUGUUGACAUAUAAAACAUUCAGAGAUUUGAUACUUGGAAGCAGGAAGCCAGAGUAAGUUAGGUCGACCUGCUUGGCGGGGGGGAGGGAGUAGAGUUUGUGGAAAGUAUCACUGAGGAGUUUUGACCAGCUCUAGUCUUACUUUUCCCUUCACAGGGAAAGACAAAACUGUGAGCCCACUCCAUGAAACCCCAUUAGCAUGACCCUAGGAAGAUCUCUGCCUGAGAGGGGGCAGGCAUGUUAUUUGAAUGUAAAAUGUCAUACAAGUUCAGGCUCUGGUGUAAUUCAACGCGUGUCGCACUCGUCGAAUGAACUAGCUCCCUUAAUACUACAGCAUCGCCACUGCUGCUAACCAAAAUAUUUGCUACCUCGUGGCUAGAGCAUUCAGCUCCUUGGGUUGAUUUGUUAUUCCUAUUAUUGAGUGUCAAACUGAUUAAGUCUAGGAAAGAUUCCCUCUACUAAAAUAUGCAAUGCUUAGGUUAAUACAUGUCAGUUUCAAGUGAGGGAAUUCAGCUGUAGGAGAUCCCACAGUAACCUGCAUUGCACUUAGUGCAGAUGGACUGCUACCCACAGAAAUUACCAGGCACAGUUGCAGCCUUACUGGACCAGGUUAUUUAAAAGUUUGCCUAAGCAGGAGACAAAUGCCGUCAGAGGAAGUAGGACUGAAUGAAGAUGGACGAGAACAAGUAUGUGGAGACAAAAGGGCUGCCUUUUUCAGAAGAAGUUAGCAAGUUGAGUGCUAGACUUUCACAAGCCUGGCCGCAUGUGAAGGAGCUGAACAUGUGAAAUCUGGACAUAAACCUGCUUGGCUUUUAUACUCUGGCCAGAUGCUGCCUCAUUGCUACUGCCCUAAUUUAUUCUUCUUAGGAUGACGCACACACAUGUGCGCAGACACACAUUCACACUAGAAUUUGCCAGUUACUGAAGUAGCUCUACAAGCCAUGAUUCAGGUGACAAAUUACAGCUAGCAUAUGUAUGGCUCUGCACUGUAUGACAGCUGUAAGAGUCUAAACUUGCUAGGAUCCAGGAGGUUCCUGCCUCCUGAGAUGACUGAGGCCUUGUCUAUAUUACCAUGGUAAGAUGACCUAAGUUACGUGAAUAACAUAAUUGGAGUCGAUGUAGCUUAGGUCGACUUACUGCGGUGUCUACACCAUGCUGCGUCAACAAGAGAUGCUCUCCCGUCGACUUCCCUUACUCUUCUCAGGGAGGUGGAGUAUCGGAGUCGACCGGAGCAUGCUCUCCCUUCGAUUUAGUGGGUCUUCACUAGACCCACUAAAUCGACACCUGCUGCAUUGAUUGCAGCAGUGCUGAUCUACCAGUAACUGUAGACAUGGCCUAAGAAUAAUACAUUUCAACCCAAAAGUUAACUCACAGUAAAGUGAGAACAGGGAAAAGCCUCCAACUGCAUGCAAAGAAGAGUUUUUUUCCAUCGAACUCUCAAGUUGUAGGUUAGCUCUCUGGUUUUUACUAUUGCAAGUUUAAAUUCAAAUCCGUCCUGUUCAAGAGCAUUUACAAUACAGAAGUCAAUGAAAUAUCCCAGGGCAUUUGCUAUGGCAUGUUACAUAGAGGCAUGCCUAUGUUGGCUCUGCACAGUGGGUGUGUGCCCUGUAAUUUUGUCUGGAUUGAGCAAUUGAUUGACACGGGGCUGGUUUGGAUCUCUCUUUAGAUGAAGUGGUGUCGAGACUGGCACAGGGCGAGGACAUUAAAGGCCAUGUCUGCCCUCCCGGUGAAAUCGACACUGCUGUGACUGAUGGAGCGGUAUUGAUUUAGCUGGUCUGGUGAAGACACGCUAAGUCGAUCUGUACUCCACCACCCCAAGAGGUGGAAGCUAUGUCGACAAGAGAGCAUCUUCCGUUGAUACAGCGCAGUAUAGACACCGCCAUAAGUCAACCGAAGUCACAUCAACUUCAGUUACGUAAAGCGUUAGCGUAGGCUAGCCCUUAGUUUUGGGGAUACCAAGCCCCAGCUUACAGCUGUCUGGGUUGAAUUUCACCCAUUGGAAAGAUCUUUACUGAGGGGGAAAAUAGGUAACUUUUAAAUACACAGGCCAGCCUUCCUAGAACUGUUAGCAAACCUGGAAGCCUUUAAAAUAACAAGCCAAGCUAAAAUUUCAAUUGUUACCAAUUUAUUAUUAUUAUUAUUUUUUUUAUAAAAAAUGGUAGCAAUGUAGAAUACAGCAACAUUUUCUGCUUCCACACACGCAAACUGUGAACAUUCCAAGCAAUGUGUACGUUUCAGGGAGGCUAGACAAUAGCAUGGACCAGAGGGUUACUGAACACAGGAAGAUUUUUAAAAAGAUUAAAAAUUAGAUAUCAAUAGUGUCUUCUUAAUAUUGCUUUCAUUAUUGAAGACUGACAAAACACUCUACAGCAAAGGUUAAAAAACAGAAAAACAAAAGGCUGCUACAACACUGCCAUACAGUCAAAUCAUCAUACUUCAAUAGUUGCAUACUUGAUAGCAGCAUUUUUUCCCACUGAACCAUGUGAAACUACACGUAAGAAAAUAAAGCAAAAAAAAAAAAAAAAAA
Molecule: messenger RNA, 7698 nt
Organism: Trachemys scripta elegans
Lineage: Eukaryota; Metazoa; Chordata; Testudines; Emydidae
Product: UDP-glucuronosyltransferase 2A1-like
Exons: 7
Coding region: 243-2480 (745 amino acids)
Molecular function (GO): UDP-glycosyltransferase activity
Source: RefSeq, a predicted model, not a curated record